Molecule: messenger RNA, 1701 nt
Organism: Blastomyces gilchristii SLH14081
Lineage: Eukaryota; Fungi; Ascomycota; Eurotiomycetes; Onygenales; Ajellomycetaceae
Exons: 4
Coding region: 461-1042 (193 amino acids)
Source: RefSeq, a predicted model, not a curated record
UAAAAUAAAAAAAGGCAACUAAAGAUGGGGGAGAGAUAAAGUCCAUCUUAUCUUAUCAUAUUUAAGCUAUCAACGCCAACAACCAUCUACUGUCUAGAGGUUGUAUAAAGACCCUCCACCACGACCUCGUUUAUUACAUUCUGUUGUUGUACUGUACAUGUACAUGUAUCAACUUCCCAUCAUUUAGGCCUUUCUCUCUUCAAUUUCUGCACUCAUCAACCACCAUGCGUCACAACUUCCCCAACAACUAACUGGAUUGGUAGCCUCUGGGACGGCUAUGAGUUGCACUGUGGUGAGAAAACCAUAUGGCGAAUCGGCGAGAAAAUGUCCGAACACUCUAUCCUGAUACCUGGUUCAUCCUAAAACUGGUCCAGGUGGGCUGGAAGCCCAGGCUGUCUAUCACUGUGAGCAGAUUGUCCAGGGCAGACCCAGUAACAAGAAGGUCAUUAUCAAGGUCCGAAUGCAGGUACCCCCCGAAUAUCCCGCCAGCAACGACUCCAGCAUCCGCGCAAGCCUCGCACAGCAGCAGCCCUCAGGCUGGAUGCUCCAGGAGCUCCAGUCACUGAGAUAUUUUAACAAGAAUGAAUGCACUGUGGUUCCGAAGCUUCUGGAUGUCGUGAGGUCAUGGCAAGGCGAAUCAGAUAUGCCCGUCCCGCAAGGCUAUCUGGUGUUUAUUGUGAUGGAGAAAGUCCCAGCUGUAUGUAUCACUUGUCAAAUUUUGGGAGUACAAUCUUGUCCAGCGCAACAAGAUCAGGGCCUCAGGGCCUCAUUUCGUCGGAGCCUGACGGCGCCGCUGCUCGAAUUAGGUGCACGACCGAGUGAUUGCCAGCUUGAUAAUCUCGUCUAUGACGAGAGAACUGAUACGUUACGUGCUACUUUGUUGAUUUCGAGGAUAUCAAGGUGGAGAAGACGAAACCGGCAGUGCAGUUUUCAUCCGAUCAUUUCUUCAUCUGGGGUUUGGCCAGAGAUGAGAACUGUCAGGAUGUUUAUUAGCGGCCUGGUGCUGAUCCUGGCCAAGAUUUUCCCCCAGAUGGUGUGCUAAGACUUUCGUAAGGUCGAGUGGAAUUGCAAAAUAAAACUCGUUAUCCAUACGUAGUGCGAAUGAUGUAAGAGGUCUUUUCUAUUUUACAAGAGAGAGAAGGGGGGGGGAGGAGAUGAAGUUGGUUGAGAUUGCGAACUUCCUUGCGUAUGGAAUUAGAGCUAUGGUAUUUCCGCAUAUUCUAGAAGACAAUAUGGAUGUUCUCCUCACACGCCUUCUCCUGUGUAAUAGUCUCUUCGUAUAACGGCGAUUUGUUGAGCUCGAGGGUGUAAUGCUCAAUGGUGAGAAAGUAACUAUCAUCACAUUUGCCAUCACAGUUAGUUCUAUCUAAGCUGAAAUUUCCGCUCGAGCCUUUUCAACAAUGCAUUGCGCUUCUCCAAUAACUCAUAGAUAAGUCCACACCUUUAACCACUCUUUUAACUUAAUCAAACUCAUCCAAGCAAUCGCAGACUUGAGCAUAGCUGCCACAACUAAGAGUGCAGGGCCUCGAUCAUUUCUCGUUCCAAUUCUCUACCUUCUCUCCAUGAAGGGAUCCAGCAAGACACAGAUAGAGAAGCACUUUACAAGCAUUCAGACGCUUCCUUUCAGUGAGUGCGCCACACCGUAAAGGAGUUCACACCGCAACGGAAUUUUUGAAAAUAAGUAUCUUUUAUAUGAGAAUC